AUUCAAAGCAAAGUUCAAGCACAGAUCUCUAACAAUGGCUAGGUCUUGUUUACAAUUUCUCCCAAUACUAUCCUUGAUCUUCUUCACCCUCCUUGAAAGCCAGUCGUAUGCACGGACUCUGCAGGGCUCCAGACAGGUUUAUAUAGUAUUAGUAUCAUGUGAACUAAAUUCCACAAGGUCGGCUUAUUUAUAUCUCCUGAAUAAGGUGCUCGAGGACAUCAAGCCGGAGCAUGCUCUUAUUUACAGCUAUAGAGCUGCAGCCUGUGGAUUUGCUGCCAAACUCACUCAAAAGGAGGCAAAAAAGUUACAAGGGGUUGAUGGUGUCCUUGAAGUUAUUCGCAGCAUAACAUAUCAUCUUGAUGAUGGAAUGUCCAGUGCUGCUUUCAUAGAUGGUCCAGUUUAGGCUGAAUUUUGUAGCUUCAAGAAUAAAGCAAAGGGUGUUAAAUGUUGUCCAAGCUUAUGCAUUAGUUUCUGUUGGUUUAAUGAAUUUUCAGUGUUAUU
Messenger RNA from Rubroshorea leprosula, 501 nucleotides. The record is from the annotation of a GenBank genome assembly. NCBI's taxonomy places the organism in Eukaryota, Viridiplantae, Streptophyta, Magnoliopsida, Malvales, Dipterocarpaceae.